Molecule: messenger RNA, 1278 nt
Organism: Coccinella septempunctata (seven-spotted ladybird)
Lineage: Eukaryota; Metazoa; Arthropoda; Insecta; Coleoptera; Coccinellidae
Exons: 1
Coding region: 1-1278 (425 amino acids)
Source: RefSeq, a predicted model, not a curated record
AUGAGGGAUACUUGUGGGAGGUUCCAUAUUCUGGCAUUCAUGGACGAUUUCAAAUGCCACACCUCUUCGAAAAAGGGGCUGAAAACCUUGACCCAGGAAAUAGAACGGAGUGCAGCUGAACUGGGCCUCAAACUUAAUAGGGAGAAAUGUGGAAUGUACAGUAGAGUGACGGAACCAAUAGAAGAAGAAGAGACUCCCUUCUUACCAGCCGUGAGGAAUGGAUACAAGUAUCUGGGAAUUGAACAACUAGAGAGAGACAUCAACACCAAUUAUGAAACAGUGAAGGCCAAAGCUAUACAAACUACUGAACAGAUAUUUAAGUCUCCCUUAACAACACCACAGAAAGCACAACUGUUCAACAGCACUGUUAUUCCCAGUAUCAUUUACAUCAUGGGCAACUUGUAUCCUGACGAGAAGAGGGCAACUACUCUAAAAAAAUGCCGCGAUUUAGACAAAGAAGUGCGGAAGGUCCUUGUCAAAGAAAACAUCAAGGGGAAAACAACAUCUAACGACCACGUAUACCUUCCAACCAACAAGGGAGGUAUAGGCUUGAGAUCGAUUGAAUUAGAAACAGAAAUCCAGAUGGUAAGAAAGGGAAUUUAUUUAAGAUCACACCCAGAAAUGCAGGCAGCAUGUAAGAACUACGAGGCCUUGCAGAGAGGAGGAUGGAGAAACCCGCUAUCGGACCAUGACUUUGUUGUCUCCAAGUACAACUGCCCCGAUGUAGAGUACACGCAAGGGAAAAUUGCGAAGAACUGCAAAACCUUGAAGCAACACAUCGAGAACACCUUCUUCAAACAACAACAAGAAGAAUGGGCUAAAAAUAUGCACUACGGGAAGGUAUUCAUAAAAGAAAUGUCCAGUGUGGAGCUCCCAGCAUACUCUUCACCACUUAUGGACAGUUGGCGCUUCUCUCUCCUACAUAGUACAGCAGAGGAGCAGGUUCAUGGUCUGGGAGCAAUUCCGGGAAGAAGAAGAGAUUGCAGAAAGGGGUGCAGCCAACCAGAGACAGCAUAUCAUGUCAGUACUGCAUGCAUCCAGGAGGCUUACAAUGCCAGGCACGAUUUUGUGGUCCAUUGGGUCCUCAAAUCUUUGCUGACUAGCCUGGGGGCACCGGAAGAGAUACGGUUGCAGUUUGGUAAGGCCUCCCUGUGUGUCGACUUCCUUGGAAAGCGGAGAACAGAGAUAAGGGCAGGAGGUAAAAUACUAACAGAAAAGCGCCUCCACCAUAAUAAACCUCUGACAUCUUUAUACACCUCUACGAUCCUGAGGAAAUAA